Cercospora beticola is the source of this 1749-nucleotide messenger RNA. RefSeq lists its product as uncharacterized. The record is from RefSeq and is a predicted model, not a curated record. Lineage: Eukaryota; Fungi; Ascomycota; Dothideomycetes; Mycosphaerellales; Mycosphaerellaceae.
AUGCUAACCCCCAAGCGCAAGAGAGCUGCAAGCGGCGUUCGUCCCAAGCUGAGCAAGGCGUUCCUCGCAGCUCCAGGAGGCCUUGAUGAGCUGGCUACUGCCCAUCAUCGACGCAGUCGUGACGAAUUGGUCGGAUUCGAUGAAAGCGAUUUCAGCGAUGAGGAUAGGGAAGAGGAAGAAUGGCGACCUACCGUGAAGGCGAAGAGGCGAGCUCCGAAAUCGAUCGCAAUAUCCAAGGAGGAAAUUGAGAGGGUUGACGCAGCUGUGCCUUGCCACGGAAAGUUUCUGCAAAAGCAAGUAUACAACGGGGCACAUCGAAGCCGACCUCGCCUUGCUGCUUAUGUCGAGUUCCCCGAUGUUCGCGACUUGGACGGCCACAUGCUUACAGCGGCUUUCCUGCCGGCGUAUGCUGUAUUCAAGGAAACCGGGCUUGUGCCAUUCAAAGACAUCGUAAGCGUUUUGCAAGAUCCAGCGCGGCUUGACGAGCGUGAGGAGCUGGUCAACGACCUCGCUCGAGCUCUCGAGAAAAGGCGAGCGAAAAGAGAUGGGAACGCAGAAAUUUUGGGCGAUGCAAUAUGGUGGCUUGUUUACAAAAGCGCUGAUGUCAAGUACUGGUCUCGGGAAGAACAAGACGACGCACUCGACAUUGCUCACGAAGCACUGAGAAACUGGUACCCAACCAUCAAUACUCUGCCCAGAAAAUACCUGGACAAGAACUCGAUAUUACCAGUCUGGCAACACGAGUUGGAUCCUCAGCCUGAGGUAGAGCAAUACAAUCGCGCUUUGCAGCUCUUGAGGUGCUGUGAGCGGAUGGAGCACGUCGGCUUCAACCAGACCAAGGGCAAGUCCAAGGCGGAGAAAUGGGUAGGCGCUUUGCAGGACCGCAGUGUAUUGGGAUCCAGGCCUGUCAGUAAGGAACUGGUUCCGGACUGGAUGAAAGGGCAAGUGGAUGGAGACGAUCUCUUGGCUGAAUCUGAACGAACAGACGAGGAGUGCCAAACGGAAGAGGACAUUGAUGUCAGUGAUGCUACGGCACAGCGCAACCACGUCCAGGCGAGCGAACGAGACCAUGUCCAGGAAGAUACUGACGAUGAAGAAAUCAUGGUGGGCAUCGAGCAGGGUCAGCCACAAGAGCAACCCGAUCAUGGCACUACCACGGAACGAGGUAUUCCACCAGAAGCACGGAUCAAAGGCGAAGACUACACAACACCCAUCGUGAUCAUCGACGAUGACGAGAUCAAGGUCGAGGACGACACCGCACCGAUCGGAGCCCAGCAGGACGACAAAUCAUCUUCCAAGUCCGCCUGCAGCAUUCUGUACAUCACCAACAGAAAAAUCUCAAGAGCCCGCUGCAGAAACAAAAAAUGGUUUGAUGAGUGUUGGGAGGAAAUGGAAUGUUUGGACGCACCCACCAACAACAAGAUUGCUACCGCAGACCCACGAGACUGGUUGACAAGCGAGGAGUGGCGUGAUGCGGUGCGGAAAGAGCUGCGCUUAGGUACGCAUUGGCGCCGAGGUGAGGACGAAGGUCUCGCACUGAAAUUGACGGCUCUGCGUCUCCGGGCAGGAGAUGAGAAGCUCGAUUGCUAUGACUGCAAGGCGCGGCAGUUUUGCAGCACGCCCGAUCAGGUUUCGGAAUUUGUCGACAAGCACCAGAACUGCGAGCUGGAGUACUGCAUCGAUUUCUUCACCGAGGAAGAAAUGGCCAACGGCAACACCAAUGACUUGGAGACACUGAACUUGCCAUGA